Molecule: messenger RNA, 1140 nt
Organism: Adineta steineri
Lineage: Eukaryota; Metazoa; Rotifera; Eurotatoria; Adinetida; Adinetidae
Source: the annotation of a GenBank genome assembly
AUGUCUUUAGCUGUACGGCCACCUCAUUGGUUAUAUCCUGAUUAUAAUGUUCUUUUGAACUUAAAAGAACGACGGGAGCUAGCUAAAACUAUUUUUGAUGUGGGUAUAUCUUUAAAAUUGCCUAUUCUGUGUAUCUGGACAGCGAUUGUUUAUAUACAACGGUUUCUAGUAAAGCAUUCACCUACACAAGAUUUACAUAAAUGGGUAUGUCAAGCAGCAUUACUUCUUGCAUGUAAGAAAGCAAAAGUUAAAAACUGUCCUUUGAAACGUAUUUAUGAAAAGACUAAUGCAAUAUUAAAUACUACCACUUCUGCAUUGUCGAAAGAAGUGAUUUCAUUUCACCGGAGAAAAAUACUUCAACAUGAACUUAUUCUUCUUUCAACAUUAGAAUUUGUAUGUGAUAUUCAACAUCCACAUACUUAUAUUGCUGAAGUCAUUAAAAAACGUGGAGGAUCAAAAGAACUUGAAAACAUGACUUAUAAAGUGGCGAUGGAAAGCAUUUUAUUGGCACCAUUUUGUAUCAAAUACUCGCCUGAACUUAUUGCAUGCUUUUGUAUUCAGAUGGCUGCGGAAAUUCUAAAUUCCGAUCCAGGAAAAAAAUAUACAAUUGAUGAAUCUUGGUUUCAAGUGGGUGAUAAAUCAUAUACUAUGAAUCAAAUCAAAAAUCUUAAAGAUGAGUUUUAUACUAUAUGGAAAGAUUAUCCAAAUGAAUACAAAUAUACAAUCUUUAAAGAGCAACAUUCAUUAUGGAAACUAAUCGACAAAUUACCAUCAGUGGUCAAUGAAACAGAAGAAAAAACUCAACCACCACAUGUCAAUCUUGAACAAAAAUUUGUACCUUUGUCCAGUACCAGCAGAUAUAAUUCAUCAGAUAAUGAACCUUUGUUCUCGGAAACUUUAACACCAGACUUAAACUCAUUACCAUCAUCUCAAUCGUCAAAUGACUCUCAUCAGCAAAUAGGAUGUCAAAUUCCGAUUACUACACAAACUAGUCAAGUAGUUAAAACUAAUUUGAAUAUCACUACAACAUCUCAACAUGUUAACCCUUACUCUGGAACCAAACAUGGUCUUGAUUCAUCAGAUGAUGAUAAUGAAGUUAAUAAACGACUCUGUACAUUUCCAACACAUGAACCAAAAUAA